This is a messenger RNA of Salvia hispanica, 955 nucleotides long. RefSeq lists its product as uncharacterized. Lineage: Eukaryota; Viridiplantae; Streptophyta; Magnoliopsida; Lamiales; Lamiaceae. The record is from RefSeq and is a predicted model, not a curated record.
UUAAUUCCUGGAGUCCACGUCAAAAAGUUUUUCCAUCCAAUUGGGUUGCGCGUGACGCUCCCUCCUCUCAUCACAUCUUCCCCAAUCCCAAUUCCAAAUCCCUCCGCCGCCGCCGGUUCCGAAUCGCCCAGCUAAAAUCACUCUCAUUUUCUUCAUUCCUUCGAAUACUGAUGGCCAGCGCCGAUGCUGAUGCCGUCGCGACUCUCCUUUCCGCGGCUGCACCUACGAAUCUGUCGCUCAUUUCCGCCCUGCUCGCCUGUGCAAUUGCUCAGUUCCUUAAACCUUUCACCAUUUGGUUGAAGGAUAAAAAAUGGGAUUCCAGAAAGAUGGUUAGCUCAGGUGGAAUGCCAUCAUCACAUUCAGCGACUGUCACAGCUCUUGCAACUGCAAUUGGCUUGGAAGAAGGAGUAGGAGCGGCAUCAUUUGCCAUUGCAGUUGUCUUAGCAUGUGUUGUGAUGUAUGAUGCUACUGGUAUCAGACUUCACGCUGGUCGGCAAGCUGAGCUAUUGAAUCAAAUUGUGUGUGAAUUGCCUCCUGAGCAUCCUGUUGCUAAUGUCAGACCUCUUCGAGAUUCACUUGGCCACACUCCACUGCAGGUUGUUGCUGGUGCAUUGUUGGGAUGUAUGGUGGCAUUCCUCUUGAAAAGUUCGACAUAACAGUGUUUAACUUUCCCAAAAUAUAUCAAAAUUGUUUAUAAUCUUCUGAAGAAAUGGAAAAGAAAUUACAAGAGAAUGAAGAAGCUGCGGGGAAGAUUUUAUUUUAAGCAAAGCUGGUUUGAUUUAGAUUUGAUCCUGUUACUAGUCGGAUAUUCAUUGUGAAACUGUGUAUAGUAUAUAAGGUUGGUUAAAGUUUUGUCUUGAUAAAGUUAGUGGAUUCGUCUAGCCUUUUGUCGUAUGGGUUUGUUUCAACCUUCACCCGACUCGAAUUCAUGUGCAAUAUGGUUGGCUACUUGGUA